CUCCUUAGAUUACUAUGGGAUGGUAGGGGCCUGAGCGUCGGAGAAGCAGGGAAGCAUAGCCCAAGGAAAAGGGCUUGGAUUUAGAAGAAGCAAGCCUUACUGGGGAUAUUUUUUUUUGGGGGGGGAUCUUGGUUAUGCGGAGGGAGGAAGAGGAGCUUGUGUAGCCCGGCCGAACUUGAGGCAGCGCGAAGGCCCCCUCAGGCGGCGCCGAGGGCAGCCCCGCCGCCGGGGCCUGGUGCAGCCGCCGCGGCCGCUGUCAGGGAAGCGCAGGCGGCCAAUGGAACCCAGGAGCGGCCGCUGCUGCUGAGGCGGCGGUGUCGGCAGCCCGACCCCGACCGCCCGCACCCCCUCCGCGGGGGUCCCCCGGAGCUUGGAAGCUCGAAGUCUGGCUGUGGCCAUGGGAGACACGGUAGUGGAACCUGCCACCCUGAAGCCAACUUCUGAGCCCACUCCUGGUCCAUCAGGGAAUAACGGGGGCUCCUUGCUAAGCGUCAUCACGGAGGGGGUCGGGGAACUAUCAGUGAUUGACCCCGAAGUGGCCCAAAAGGCCUGCCAGGAGGUGCUAGAGAAGGUCAAGCUUUUGCAUGGAGGCGUGGCCGUUUCUAGCAGAGGCACUCCACUGGAGGUGGUCAAUGGGGAUGGUGUGGACAGUGAGAUCCGCUGCCUGGACGAUCCUCCUGCCCAGAUAAGAGAGGAGGAAGAUGAGAUGGGGGUCACUGUGGCCUCGGGCACAGCCAAGGGAGCAAGAAGGCGGCGGCAGAACAACUCAGCCAAACAGUCUUGGCUGCUGAGGCUAUUUGAGUCAAAACUAUUUGACAUCUCCAUGGCCAUUUCAUACCUGUAUAACUCCAAGGAGCCUGGAGUGCAAGCCUACAUCGGCAAUCGGCUCUUCUGCUUUCGCAAUGAGGACGUGGACUUCUAUCUGCCCCAGUUGCUUAACAUGUACAUCCACAUGGAUGAGGACGUAGGUGACGCCAUCAAGCCCUACAUAGUCCACCGAUGCCGCCAGAGCAUUAACUUUUCCCUACAGUGUGCCCUGUUGCUCGGGGCCUACUCUUCAGACAUGCACAUUUCCACUCAACGACACUCCCGUGGGACCAAGCUACGGAAGCUGAUCCUCUCAGAUGAGCUGAAGCCAGCUCACCGAAAGAGGGAGCUGCCCUCCUUGAGCCCAGCCCCUGACACAGGGCUGUCUCCCUCUAAAAGGACUCACCAGCGCUCUAAGUCAGAUGCCACCGCCAGUAUAAGUCUCAGCAGCAACCUGAAACGAACAGCCAGCAACCCCAAAGUGGAGAAUGAGGAUGAGGAGCUCUCCUCCAGCACCGAGAGUAUUGAUAACUCAUUCAGUUCCCCUGUCAGACUAGCUCCUGAGCGAGAAUUCAUCAAGUCCUUGAUGGCGAUCGGCAAGCGGUUGGCCACGCUCCCCACUAAGGAGCAGAAAACACAGCGGCUGAUCUCAGAGCUCUCCCUGCUUAACCAUAAGCUCCCUGCCCGAGUCUGGCUGCCCACUGCUGGCUUUGACCACCACGUGGUCCGCGUGCCCCACACCCAGGCUGUUGUCCUCAACUCCAAGGACAAGGCUCCCUACCUGAUCUAUGUGGAAGUCCUUGAAUGUGAAAACUUUGACACCACCAAUGUCCCCGCCCGGAUCCCUGAGAACCGAAUCCGGAGCACACGGUCCGUAGAGAACCUGCCCGAAUGCGGUAUCACCCAUGAGCAGCGGGCAGGCAGCUUUAGUACUGUGCCCAACUAUGACAACGAUGAUGAGGCCUGGUCCGUGGACGACAUAGGCGAGCUGCAGGUGGAGGUGAGGGAACUCACAGAGCUCCCUGAAGUGCACACCAACAGCUGUGACAACAUCUCCCAGUUCUCUGUGGACAGCAUCACCAGCCAGGAGAGCAAGGAGCCUGUGUUCAUUGCAGCAGGGGACAUCCGACGGCGCCUUUCGGAGCAGCUGGCUCACACCCCCACAGCCUUCAAACGAGACCCAGAAGACCCUUCUGCAGUUGCUCUCAAAGAGCCCUGGCAGGAGAAAGUGCGGCGGAUCAGAGAGGGCUCUCCCUAUGGCCAUCUCCCCAAUUGGCGGCUCCUGUCAGUCAUUGUCAAGUGCGGGGAUGAUCUUCGGCAGGAGCUGCUGGCCUUCCAGGUGCUGAAACAGCUGCAGUCCAUUUGGGAACAGGAGCGAGUGCCGCUGUGGAUCAAGCCAUACAAGAUUCUUGUGAUUUCGGCUGACAGUGGCAUGAUUGAACCCGUGGUCAACGCUGUGUCCAUCCACCAGGUGAAGAAACAGUCACAGCUCUCCUUGCUCGAUUACUUCCUUCAGGAGCAUGGCAGUUACACCACUGAGGCAUUCCUCAGUGCCCAGCGCAAUUUCGUGCAAAGUUGCGCUGGCUACUGCUUGGUCUGCUACCUGCUGCAAGUCAAGGACAGACACAAUGGGAACAUCCUUUUGGACGCAGAGGGCCACAUCAUCCACAUUGACUUCGGUUUCAUCCUGUCCAGCUCUCCCCGAAACCUGGGCUUUGAGACGUCAGCCUUUAAGCUGACCACAGAGUUUGUGGACGUGAGUCAGGAAGGAGAGGUGCCUCACUGUGUUCUUUCUCUGUCAUGGGAGUGGGCUCCCCCCAAAUUACGGACAAACAGAACAGAAAUGGCAGUCAUGGGCGGCCUGGAUGGUGACAUGUUCAACUACUACAAGAUGCUGAUGCUACAGGGGCUGAUUGCUGCUCGGAAACACAUGGACAAGGUGGUGCAGAUCGUGGAGAUCAUGCAGCAAGGUUGUCGCCGUUGCUCAGGAGCACCCCUGUCUGGCCCCAUGACGACGGUGGCCCAGGUCAUCUGUUCUCAGCUCCCUUGCUUCCACGGCUCCAGCACCAUCCGCAACCUCAAGGAGAGGUUCCACAUGAGCAUGACCGAGGAGCAACUGCAGCUGCUGGUGGAGCAGAUGGUGGACGGCAGCAUGCGGUCCAUCACCACCAAGCUCUACGAUGGCUUCCAGUACCUCACCAACGGCAUCAUGUGACACCCUCUCAGGCCCCAGCGCGGUGGGGCAUUCAGGGGACCCUCCCUGGGAGAAACCCCAAACCAGGAAACACCCACCCACCCACGGGAAAUGGAAGGCAAGAAAUACAAAGGAUCAUGUGGUGACUGGAGAGCUUGUCAGGGGAGAGCCAGCUGUGGGGUCCAGGCUUGCUGGGGCUUCCCUGCCCCCUGCGGUGUCAGUAUUACCACCUGAGGGACCCCAGGACUCACUGCCCCCCAGAGGAGAGAGGUGACAAAUGUGAGGGCACUGGGCCUUUCUUCUCGCCAGGGUCCAAGAGGUUCUUCCCACAGGCCAUCUUCUUAAUCUGUUCUAGGUCCCAGGAAGGGGAAGAGUGGGUUCUUGGUACUUACAAUUUGAUCCUGUGGUUCGCCUUUGGCCAUGCUGCUGCCUGACUGUUCCUCCCAGGACUGACUCCUAGCCUGAGGUCCCCUUGGCAGGUGGGCUCUGGCACAGGGUCCUGCCCUUGCUGAGUCCCCAUCACAGAGACCAGGAGGGUUAUCACAACCCCUCCCCUACAGAGGGAACUGGCCUAGCCACAGGGAAUUCCUUGCCCUGAUCCCUUCCCACAUCCAGGGAAAUAGCUCUCAAUUUUUUAAUUUUUGUUUGAAAUAAAGUCCUUAGUUAGCCAUG
Myotis myotis is the source of this 3673-nucleotide messenger RNA. It is a transcript of the gene PI4KB, whose product is annotated as phosphatidylinositol 4-kinase beta. The transcript has 13 exons. Gene Ontology annotation, biological process: phosphatidylinositol-mediated signaling; phosphatidylinositol phosphate biosynthetic process. Gene Ontology annotation, cellular component: cytoplasm; membrane. The record is from RefSeq and is a predicted model, not a curated record. Lineage: Eukaryota; Metazoa; Chordata; Mammalia; Chiroptera; Vespertilionidae. The coding region runs from base 398 to 3022 and encodes 874 amino acids. Gene Ontology annotation, molecular function: 1-phosphatidylinositol 4-kinase activity.